UGGGAGACCAGAUAUAGUGAAUGCAGGGUCCGGGGAGACCGGAUAUAGUGAAUGCAGGGUCCGGGGAGACCGGAUAUAGUGAAUGCAGGGUCCGGGGAGACCAGAUAUAGUGAAUGCAGGGGUCCGGGGAGACCAGAUAUAGUGAAUGCAGGGUCCGGGGAGACCGGAUAUAGUGAAUGCAGGGUCCGGGGAGACAAGAUAUAGUGAAUGCGGGGUCCGGGGAGACCAGAUAUAGUGAAUGCAGGGUCCGGGGAGACCAGAUAUAGUGAAUGCAGGGUCCGG
Messenger RNA from Staurois parvus, 282 nucleotides. The record is from the annotation of a GenBank genome assembly. NCBI's taxonomy places the organism in Eukaryota, Metazoa, Chordata, Amphibia, Anura, Ranidae.